GAGGACUUCAGCACCUACCUUCGAAGUACGACGUGGAGUUAUUGCCUUCGACAAAGAUGGCCUCCCUUCGGCCCGGAAGAAGCCGCUGACUAUGGAUGGAGCGGGUCCAUGCGAUGGGAUUGGCUGUUGAGCAAGAGGAGGUGGAGUCCUGUUUCAGGGUCGCGAGAAGAGGAAGUGCAGCGGUCAGAGUUUGCUUUCAAAGGGCUUUGGGAAAGGGGGUGCCGGCCCGUCUCGUCUGCAGGAAGGAAGAGCGGCUCUGGAGGAAAGGAAUCAGAAGCCCUUUUGCAUUAGCUGGGGGCGAACAGGAUAGCAGAAGCCCUUCAUUUGUACUGUAUUUGCGUACAAAGAUGGCUCCAACAGAGAACAUGGGACCAGCAGAAGUUUGUGAAGAAUUGGACCACGUCAUCCUCCAGCUUUUUGAUGCUCUUGAGAUGCUCCAGGCCAAGAGGGAAGCUUUUAACAGCUUGGUAGAGCAGGGUUGGUUCUGUCUCUCAAAAUCCCGUUAUGCGAUGGGUAACAAGUCUGUUUCUACUCUGCAGUAUGGACACCAGAUGACUCCACUAAUUCGGGUGAAAACCAGUGAGAGAGAGACGAGUCAGGUGGAGUUUGUGGUGGUCUCAGAAGAAGACGUGCCUCCCAAAAAAGCUGAAAAUCUAGCUGCAGUGGAAGAAAUUGGCCCCAGUGAACAAGGUCUGCGAUGGCGGAAGGGCCCAGGAAAACCAGAGGGUCUGCCCCGGCCUUUGGAUGCAGCUUCUCAGCCUGCAGAGAGAUCAGGGCACCAAGAUCCUUUGACUUGGUUUGGAAUCCUUGUGCCCCAGAGUCUUCGCCAAGCCCAAAGGACAUUCCAGGAAGGAAUCAACCUUGCUGCAGAAAUUGCCUCAUUACAAAGUGAAAUUGAAACCAUUCAGAGAUGUUACAGAGGACUGUUGGAAAGAAAGCACAACUGUGAGAAGCCAGAAAGAAGCAGGAGUGCUCUUGAAUCGCCAUAGCCAUCUCUGCGCCAAAGCCACAGACAGUGUGGAGAACUGUGGCCUGUAUUUAUUGGAACUUAUUCUCAGAAACCUCCCAGUUGUUUCCUGUUUGUAUUUUUAUCUAUGUAUAACAUUCUGAUUAAUAAAUAAGGGGUUUCUUGUGCUUCAGAUGAGCUUGUUUUCAGAAAUUGGUUUUAGGAGGCCUAUACGUCUUACAGUUGAUGAGUGUAUGUUGUGCAUUGUGCACAGGCAACACAGAAGUGCAAUAUAGAUGGAAAACUAAGGCUCUGGUCCAGAUGUCCAUGCUUCCCUUCCCCUCAUUUUCAGUGGUAGAUGAAGAUAAUGUUAAUUGUUUUUGUUAUUGAAUAUGUGGUUUUUAAGCAUGUGAAAGAACGGUCUAGUAGAAACCUUUUCAAUAAGCAUUGUUGAAACUUUUUUGGACAGAGAUUAAAGUAUGUUGGAAUGGA
Pogona vitticeps (central bearded dragon) is the source of this 1438-nucleotide messenger RNA. RefSeq names its product vacuolar ATPase assembly factor VMA22 (gene VMA22). Gene Ontology annotation, biological process: vacuolar proton-transporting V-type ATPase complex assembly. The record is from RefSeq and is a predicted model, not a curated record. Lineage: Eukaryota; Metazoa; Chordata; Lepidosauria; Squamata; Agamidae.